UAAAUUUAAGACGGGCUUCUUGGUUGCACUUCCCUCCGGGUCUUUUGUGAUAGAAACAAUGAUGUAAUGCAUCAUUUUAUUUGGGAAACGAGGACCUUUCAUCUGUAACCACUGGAGGUCGCUGUUGCACAGCGCUUUAAUCUGACUCGAGUGGCGCGUGGAAAUGGAACAAUAUAGCAGCACGACAACUCCCAGGUAAUAACUCUAAUAUGUCUCAACCGUCGUCAUUGUUUCCCUCGUUUGCACAAAUAGAUGACGUUCAUUCAAAAUGUGUCCAGUAGGUCUGCUGCCAUAUUGUUUAAACGCACCACACAUUUAUGAGGCCCUAAUCGUCAAGGUUCAAAUCCAGAAUAGUUGUCUCUGCACACUAAAAACAAUUCAUAUUUUUAUUAUAUUUGUAUAUUAGUCAUCAUGUAGCAUAGCUACAUAUCUCUGUGUAGGCUAGCCAGUGUGUGGAGGGCGUGUGAAGAAAAAACCGCAACAUGUGCCUUUUGAAAACUCCGGUGUGGUUUUGCAAUGAAACUAACUGUCGCCCCGUCAGAGAGGAAGAGGAGGCAGCAGCUGAAGGAGGGGAAGGGCCGCAGAAAUGUCAAACUACUUGACGUCUGAUUCAUUACAGGCAUCGUGUUGAUGAUCUUUUUUUAAUGAGCUUUCUUUCUGUAGUGUUACACAGCCCUCGUAACACGAUGGACUCUAACAUUAUGGAGAUAAUAGAAGAAUUCAUGGAAAGUGCGUUGGCGCAAUGGGGUGAGUGGGGGAAGAUAUUUAAUAUUUGCUCAAGGGCACUUCGGCAGUGCGGCCAUUCACUGACAUGAUAUGUGGAAGGACCCCCGCUGCCCCCCUGUUUACCUCGUCACAGGGUCUCUGGCUGCUCUGCCUCACCUCAUCAGCCGAAGCAACUCAAGCUUGUUACUCUGUUUACAGACAGUGCCGUUUUUAGAAGGUGCAGGUUCAGAUGUUUGAGAAGAUGGUGGAGAGGGAUGACGGCGUACCGCUCUACAGUCGGUACAUGGAAGUAAACGCAAUUUCCCAAAGUGCCCGGGAUCGUUACGUGAGGCUGACCAAUGGGAUAUUCCUCAAUGACAUCAUGAGGAUCAUAGACCCCAACCCGAAGGUGGAGCGGCUGUACGACAGCGAGAAAGAUGACCACAUGCUGAGAGUCCAGAACUUUUCUAUUUUAAAUCGACACAUCAGAGCCUUCUACCAGGAGGACCUGCAGCAGUUGAUAUUGAUGCCUCUCCCAAACGUUGCCAUUCUGGGGCAGGACCCGAUAACAGAGGCAGCCGUGGAAGAGCUCAGGCGACUGCUUCUGCUCCUACUAGGAUGUGCUGUGCAGUGCGAGGAGAAGGAGGCGUUCAUUCAGCAGAUCCAGUCUCUGGACAUUGAGACACAGGCAGCCAUUGCCAGCUCUAUACAGCAGGUGACUCAGGAUCCUCUCAUGGUGCUGCCGCUGAGGUGGGAGGAGCUGGUAGAGGUUGAAGGUGCUGACUUUCAGCUGGUGUUCACCUCGAUGGCCAAACAGAUCCAAAACCUGCUGGCACAGAGAGACACACACCUGGAGAGGAUAGCGGAGCUGUGUCGUGAGCAUGAGGCCCGGUCUGACUCACCCACGUCGCCCCUGGGUGGUCACAGCAAGGAGCCACCCCAAGGUCUGGCACUCCAGCUGGCAGAUAGCAAGGCCAAACUCCGCCGCCUUAAACAACAACUGGAAGAUAAAGGUGAUCAGAUAUUUGAUUACAACCUGGAGAUUCAAACCACGGAGGACCAGCUCAAGAAACUUCAGAAAGAGAACCGUUCUCUGCAGGGUGAGGUGAGGGGCAUGCGCGCACUGCGGGAUGAGCUGGACUGCGCCCGAGAGCGAGCUGCACGGACCGAGCAGCUCCAGACCGAGCUUCAGAGCUGUAAACACAGAUUGCGCAGCCUGGAGCUCACACGCACUCAGCUGAAGGAGCAGCAGCAGCUGUGUGCAGCACUGCAGGAGACCAAAGUUCUCCUGGAAGAACAGCUAGCCGACGCACGAGCACGCUGCUCCUCAAUAAGGGAGCUGGAGAGGGACAAUCUUCUGCUGCGUCAUAGAACCAUAGACAUGGAAGCGGAGCGGGACACCGAGAAGCAGCGGGUUGAUGAGCUGCUGGAGAUGAACAUGAGCCUGGAGGCGGACCUGAGGCACAGCAGCAGCUGCAGCAGCGUUCCUGCUCCGGUCGCUGCGGUUCACGGACGUUUCCUCCAAUCAGAGCUGGACUCUGACGAAGAGCUAAGUGACCUGAUUGAUCAGAAGCCGCUGAGUGUGGAGGUGGGCGAGGCUUCGACGCUGAUGCUGCUGGGAGCGGAGCAGGAGAACGCAGAGCUGAGGAGACGACUGGAGGAGUUGCAGGCCCAGCAAGAGGCUGAUUCUCCUGAUGCAAAAGAUGAGCUAGCUUGCAUGGAGACGGAGCAUCAGAACACACUCAGGGAGUUUCAAAACAUGAAGAGUGAAAAUGCCACUUUGAUGCAGCGCCUUGACCAGCUGGGGACCAAACUGCAACAAAUAGAAGACGAGAGAAAGGAGGAAGCAGUGAAGAAGCCAGACCAAAAGGAGGAGAAGGAGAAGGUGGAGAGAGGAGUCCAGGGCUCUGAAUCCUGCAGAGGAGAGGGUGAAGGAAGGGUGAGGAUGAUGGGGGUGAGAGAGAGAAGAGGAGAAAACAUCGUAACCCAGAGGGAAGCAGGAGUUGGGGAAGAGAUUCUCCAUAUUGAUGGAGAAAAAGAAGAACUAUGCGAUGAGGAGGUCGAGUCCAAAAGGAGAGGAGAAGCAGAGGGAGGACAGAAAGAGAAGGAGAAAGAAAUACAAAUAAAGAAAGAACGGACUGCUAUAGUAAGAAGCUCAGAGAUCCAAAAUCACCCCAAAAGUAUCGAAUACGAUACAGACACCACAGUUGCAGACCAGGCUGUGUGUUCCCUGUCUGGUGCUGAUGUGGCGCUUCUGACAAAGCGGCUCCAGGAGGCCCGUGAGGAGGCUGACCGACAGGCGAUCGUGGCCCAGGACCUGCGCUCCAAGCUGGGGAAGCAGAGCAAGAAAACCUGGGAGGCUGAGCAGAGGCUGAUGGUCCUGGAGGCCGAGAUGCAGCGUCUGAAGAAAGCUGCAGAGAGUCUGGGAGACGCCCGCAGGCAGAUCGAGGUUCUUCAGUCCGAGGGUCUGAUUAUGGAGGAAGAGCUGAGCCGCAUGCGGAGCCAAGCUGCGCUUCACGGGAUGCAAACCACGGUCAUCGCCACCCUGGAGGGAGAGCGGGCCGCGCUGGAGAGAGACAGGGACACACUGCGCAGCACCAUGGAUGCCCUGCGCAGCGCCCAGCGCAAGAGUGACCAGCUGGAGCUCUCCUCUCAGUCUCUCAGGGCAGAGGUGGAACGACAAGGUCGGAGUUUGGAGACUUCUCGUCGUCGGGAAGAGGAGCUGGAGGCAGAGCUCCGUGAGGCAACUGUAGAGGCCGAAUCUCUGGCCCGGGCGCGAGACCAGGCGCUGCUGGAGGCAUCCAGGGUGGAGCAGGAGAAGGAGCUGUGUCAGGCGGAGCUGGACAGCCAACGGAAGGAGGGGAGGCAGAGAGAGAGAGAGGCAGUGAGGCUGAGGCAGCAGCUGGAGAGCACAACCCUGGCCCUGGAGCACAGCAACCAGAGAGCUUGGGCCCUGGAUGCUGAACACAGACGUGUGUGUCAGCAGCUGUCUGAAUCUAAGGAGCUCUGCACUCGGCUGCAGGACCUUGAGAAGGAGUUCAGCACUCGAUUAACCAGCAUGGAGGAGGGUAAACAGCAGCUGCAGGAGCAGUAUGCAGAUGCUCAGGCCAAGAUUAAUUCACUGUCCCAGGACCGAUGCAAUGAGCAGGAACGUUCCCAGAAACUGUCCACUGAAGUCGAACGUCUGUGUCAGAAACUACAACAAGCUGAGGCUGAACUACAGACGACCGCCAGUUCUCUGAACCAAUCAAAGGAGAGAACAGAAUUGCUCUGCCAGAGCCUGAUGAAAAGUGAAUCUCUUCUCCAGUUUGAAAAGAGAAGAGGAAGUGUGGAGGUGGACACUUCGUCCAAUUCAAAGUCAGACUCCUCAGACAAAGCACUUAUUUCUCAGACACACACCCAGGAGAUGUUACAUCUGGAUCAAUCCCCUGCAGCUGGCAAAGGUCAUGACCUUUCCUUGAUCCAUAAUUAUGCCACAGGAGAGACAGAGAGGCAGCUGAGUGAGCGGUUGCUAGAGCUGGAAAGAGAGAAAGCGGUGGCAGUUGCCGAACACGACGCGUUGCUGUUGCGGCUGUCUCAGUCCCAGGAGGCGUGUGAGCACCUAAAGGUGCAGCUGGAGGCUCUGCGCCGCCACUCCCUCAGCCUGCAGGAGUCCUGCACCAGGCUCCAGACACUCAACACCCAACUACAGGUGGAGCAAGCAUCCCGUAGCGCCCAGCAUGCAGCAGUGUCGGCACGCUGCAGUGAGAGCGAGGCUCGGUGUGCGGCUCUGGAGGCCGAGUCCAGGGUGUGGGCGCGGGAGCGCGAGGAGUCGGUGGCCAGGAUGGAGGCUCUGAGGCGGGACCACCAUCGGAUGACUGCUCUGCAGCAGCGGCAGGAGGUGGAGCUGGAGGAGCUGCUGGACAAACAAUCUCAGAUGAGGAGUAACAACCGCAGCCUGGAGGCUCAGCACAGGGAGCUGGAGGCCAGAUACAAAGAGCUGCUGGACGGUAAAGCCCAGGUGGAUGAGAGAGAGCUGGAGAUGAAGAUGGAGAGAAAGGAGAUGGAAGCAGAGGCCCAGAGGAGACUUGAGAGAGAACGAGAGCUGGAGAGGCUGAAAGAAGACAACGAGAGGCUGCAGGCGCAGCAGAAGGACGGGUUGGCGUCCCAGGUGGAGCUGCUGGCUCAGGGCUCAGUGCUGAGGGCCGAGCUGAGCAACUCCCAGCUGGAGCGGACGCGACUGGAGGGGGAACUCAGCGGCCUGAGGGAAACCAACCAGAGCCUGGACCUCAGCAGCGCCCGCCUCACCAGCCAGUACCAGCUGUUGAUUCAGCUCAAGGGUAACAUGGAGGAGGAGAACCGCCACCUAGCCGAGCAGAACCAGGGUCUGCUGAAGGAGAACCGGGCCUUACUGGAGCAGAGCCUGGAGCGCCGAGACCAGCACUACUCGCAGCAGAGGGAAUACCAGGAGAAGCUGAGCGAGCUCCGUCGGGAGAAGCAGAAACUGGUGGAGAAGAUUAUGGAUCAGUAUAGAGUCCUCGAGCCCAGCAUGCCAGCCAGCAAAACCAAGAAAUCUAACUGGAUUGCGGACAGGAUGAAGAAGCUAAUCAAACCCCGGGGAGGAGGAAGAGGGGAACGCGCCCUCUUUACGGCCAUGGGCAGCGUGGAAAACCUGUCUGACAGCACUGAAUUCACAUCAGACAAACACACACCUCAGCCUGACCGCCGCAGUGCUCCAGUCUCUCCCUGUCCCAUGAGAAAAGCUCCCUCCCAGACAGAGCUGGACAUCUCGGCUCCCGGGACUCCAGCCACACACUCCGGCUCUGGCGCGCGUCGUAAGCUGGGAUCCCGUCACGGCUGGGGGGGGCUUGGGUUGGCAAGAGGAGGCUCUGGAGUCUCCCAAUCCUUCAGCCCCGGUGACCACCGGACGCCCCCUCGCCUGCAGCUGCACUCCAGCCAGAAUAUCUCUGCUGUCCUCUGGGAGGCACAGAGAGCCGAGACGAAUACACCCCAGGCAGCAGACGCACUGUUGAGCAGUCAGGAGAGUGUCGAAGAGGAAGGCGGCAGAGAAAAUCAACACACCACACCGGUGACGACGCCACAACGACCUGAGACGGAACAGCCGACUCUCAAUUAAAGAACACUUUUUUUAAUGUACUCCUGGCAAAAUGUUUUGCUGCAGCUUUUGAUACGUCGGACUAUUUUAGAUAUGAGAUCCUUCUGGUAUAUUUUUUAUAGCCUACAUGGAUGAAUACAUCAUUCUGGCAAUAGUCAACAUAUCAGUUGAUAAAUUACAUGAAAACAUAUUUGUUUUCUCUUCAUUCAUCUUUUGUGUGCUCAUUUUAUUAUUAUUUUAUAUUCACGUACUUCUAUUAAGUAUCUUUAUCCCUGUUUUCUAACUGCUUGUUGUUUACCAUUUCCUGCCAAAAGUUAACAUCAGUGUAUUAUAACGAGCCUUCAGACUGUGAGCGCAAUCCUCCUCGAACAAAAUAUACUUUUUAUCUGGAUCUUU
Messenger RNA from Pseudoliparis swirei, 6196 nucleotides. It is a transcript of the gene ccdc88b, whose product is annotated as coiled-coil domain containing 88B. The record is from RefSeq and is a predicted model, not a curated record. Gene Ontology annotation, molecular function: microtubule binding; dynein light intermediate chain binding. Lineage: Eukaryota; Metazoa; Chordata; Actinopteri; Perciformes; Liparidae. The transcript has 29 exons. Gene Ontology annotation, biological process: cytoskeleton-dependent intracellular transport; cytoplasmic microtubule organization. Bases 956 to 5821 code for a protein of 1621 amino acids. Gene Ontology annotation, cellular component: cytoplasm; centrosome.